AAUGGACGGUAAGGAGACCGCAGGCUCGUUGGCAAAUGACCUUGCGCGCUUGAUUGAUGACAAGGAGACGGCUGAUGCAGUAGUGAUUAUCUCGGAUGGACGAGAUCGUGUGUACGUUCAUCGGCUGUUGCUCUGGUCGCGUUGCCAACGGUACAGGAGUGUGAAGGACUUCUGGGGUGACGGAUAUUCGCCGAAAAAUCCGUACGUUCUUCAUCAGAACAGCUGCAACUCGCUCGUGUUUCGUAGCGUCGUGAGGUUUAUUUACACAGGAGAGAUCAGUUUAAGAAUUGAGUCAAUCUUUGAUGUCCUCCAAGUAGCCAAUGACAUGGAAAUAUCCGAUCUCCUGCAGCGAUGCAGAUCGUUCAUCACAGAACAACUAACUCCCGAGACUGCAGCUCAGCUACUAAAGCAAGUCUUCAGAGAAAAAGAAAGCAUCGAAGCUACCAACAUUGGACACGCCGUAAUACAAAGUUGUUUGCAUUUUGUGGAAGACAAGGCAGAAGAGGUGGUUGCAACAAGAGCCUUUCUUGAUCUACCAAAACAAGUCAUCAUACAGCUAGUCAGUAGCAAUAAGUUCGCUCUUGAGGAGGCGGAUGUGUGGCGGUGUUCGUUAGCGUGGGCAAAACAUCAAGUUAAUGUUAAUUGGGAUGUUAAGCGAUGGAAUCAAGAAGAUCGAGAUAAGCUAUCGGCUCAACUAGAUGGGAUUGUAAAUCAUAUCAAGUUGAUGCUGAUAGACAGUAAAGUAUAUGCAGAGGAAGUAGAACCCACAGGGCUGGUCCCCAUGAAAAUGUCUCUAGAACGUUAUCGGUUUGCUGCUGUUUACAGUCAAGAGAAUGAAAAGAGUGACCCUCGGCUGCAACCACGGAUUCUCCAUAAAUUAUUUCGGGGAUCAGAGUUGUUAGUGAACGAGAACAUCCGGUGGCAAACCCUCCUAAACGAAUGGUGUGGCACAGUAGGUAAACAAUGGCAGUUGCUACAUCGUGCGUCGAGAGACGGAUUCUCGGCAAAGACCUUCCACAAGAACUGCGACGAGCAUCGGCCAACAUUCACUAUCAUUUUAGGUCCAGAUGGUCAUUUGUGUGGUGGGUACACGGAUUUGCCUUGGAAGAAUGUUGACAAGCAGGGUGGAUACGCUGCAUCGUCUCGGAGCUUCCUGUUUACGUUAGUAAAUACGAGUGAUGUGCCAGCUAUGAAGUUUAACAUAGUUCAACCGCAAUAUGCUAUAGGAUAUGACCCUGGUUUCGGUCCAAUGUUCGGUGGCGGCUCUGAUCUCUGCCUUUCCAACAAUUGCAACAUCAACUCAGACUCAUACUCCAACUUUCCACACACCUACAACUCAACCAGCGUCCACUCGCUAUCAUCUAACCUCCUGAUGGGAUCUGACACAUUCACAGUGAAAGAGUACGAAGUUUUCACAUUGAAAGGACCACAGCUGGUUCUAACAUAGGUAUAUGUAUACCCAUUAUGCAUGCCAAGGUUUGAUCAAAUAAUUUAAUAUCAACUUGCUCUCGGUCAAUCAUGUAGCUAUUUUAAUGUGUCAUGUGACAAGAUUAUAUAAUUUACUUAAUGCAUGCUGCAUCACAUUUGAUCAAUUAAUUAUUGAUUUAUGCCUACGUAGAGGUCGUACUGUUUCAAUUGAUGGUUGUGUUUUAUACGA
Messenger RNA from Corticium candelabrum, 1657 nucleotides. Its product is annotated as kelch-like protein 6. Bases 2 to 1447 code for a protein of 481 amino acids. The record is from RefSeq and is a predicted model, not a curated record. The transcript has 9 exons. Gene Ontology annotation, molecular function: protein binding. NCBI's taxonomy places the organism in Eukaryota, Metazoa, Porifera, Homoscleromorpha, Homosclerophorida, Plakinidae.